AUCCGUGCCUCCGAUGUACGCUGCGACGGAUGAGGAAGGAGGGGGGGGCGGGGGGCGAUGGGCAUGCAGGGGUGGGAGGGCGACGCCAGGGAGGCGGGGGGGGGGGGGGGGGGAGGAUGAGGGGGAGGACGAUGAUGCCGGAGAGGAGGAGGAGGAGGAGGAGGAGGAGGAGGAGGAGGAGGAGGAGGAGGAGGAGGAGGAGGAGGAGGAGGAGGAGGAGGAGGAGAAGGGGGAGGAGGAGGAGGAGGGGGAUGAGGAGGAUGAGGAGUACAACGGGGAGGGGGAUGAGGAGGGGGGUUAUGAGGAGAAGGUGGAUGGGGAUGAUGUUGAGGAGGAAGAGGGGUAGGGCCUUGGAGAGGCCUUUGGUGGAGGGA
This is a messenger RNA of Closterium sp. NIES-67, 374 nucleotides long. Lineage: Eukaryota; Viridiplantae; Streptophyta; Zygnematophyceae; Desmidiales; Closteriaceae. The record is from the annotation of a GenBank genome assembly.